CUUUUCACUUGGUUAUAGUCUCACCAAGGAUUUUAGUCAUCAGAGUUACACUGAGAACUAUUUGCCCUACAGUCCUUUCUUAGCUGAUCAUUGCUAACAUCGAUGCUGUCAGCCUCUGCAUCCAUUAACAACAGUCAUCUUUGAGAUGGAGUCGUGAAUAAGUUAGUCAGAACUUAAUCAAGUUGGUGACUUUGUGACAAUGCAGAGAAAUCAUGUCAGAAAACAUGGUUUAUACUGGGGCUGUCAACGCUGUAAAGGACGUUUGGGAAAAGAGGAUAAAGAAACACAAUGAAGACCUGAAAAGAGAAAGAGAAUUCCAACAAAAGCUAGUACGAAUCUGGGAAGAACGAGUAAACUUAACCAAGCUAAAAGAAAAAGUCACCAGGAAAGAUGGAAGAGUCGUUUUAAAGAUAGAAAAAGAAGAAUGGAAGACCCUUCCUUCUUCUCUACUGAAACUGAACCAACUACAGGAAUGGCAACUUCAUAGAACUGGCUUGUUGAAAAUACCUGAGUUCAUUGGAAGGUUCCAGAAUCUCAUUGUGUUAGACUUAUCUCGAAACUCAAUUUCAGAAAUACCUCGAGGAAUUGGUUUGCUUAGUAGACUUCAGGAACUGAUCCUUAGUUACAACAAAAUCAAGACUAUCCCCAAGGAACUGAGUAACUGUGUCAGCUUGGAAAAACUAGAACUUGCUGUGAAUAGAGAUAUAUGUGAUCUUCCACAAGAGCUUAGCAAUUUGUUAAAGCUGACUCACCUUGAUUUGAGUAUGAACCACUUCACUACAAUUCCUCCUGCUGUGCUGAACAUGCCUGCCCUUGAGUGGCUUGACAUGGGAAGUAACAGACUUGAACAACUUCCUGAUACCAUUGAAAGAAUGCAAAAUCUACAUACAUUAUGGCUGCAACGGAAUGAAAUAGCAUACUUGCCAGAAACGAUCAGCAAUAUGAAAAACCUAGGUACUCUUGUUCUCAGCAACAAUAAGUUACAAGCUAUUCCAGUGUGCAUGGAAAAGAUGACCAAUCUGAGGUUUGUCAACUUCAGAGACAACCCACUGAAAUUGGAAGCAACUCUUCCUUCCAAUGAAAUCACAGAUGAAGAAGAGGAACAGGAAUUAUUUGGCCUUCAGUUCAUGCACACAUACAUACAGGAAUCACAAAGACAAGCAGAUAACCAAAUCAACUGACGACUUUGCCAACAUCUAUAAAUACUGAUGGAUAAUAUAAUUCAAGAUGGCCUGCAGAAGUGAAUUAUUUGAAAAUUUGGCAAACUGCCUGAUGUUUGUAUUUCUGAUGUAAAAAAAAAUUAGAUUCUCAUGAUUAUAAAAAUAAAAUAGGAAAUAUCCUA
This is a messenger RNA of Erinaceus europaeus (western European hedgehog), 1342 nucleotides long. RefSeq names its product leucine rich repeat containing 39 (gene LRRC39). The transcript is spliced from 9 exons. Bases 213 to 1181 code for a protein of 322 amino acids. NCBI's taxonomy places the organism in Eukaryota, Metazoa, Chordata, Mammalia, Eulipotyphla, Erinaceidae. Gene Ontology annotation, molecular function: protein binding. The record is from RefSeq and is a predicted model, not a curated record.